Molecule: messenger RNA, 1081 nt
Organism: Mycotypha africana
Lineage: Eukaryota; Fungi; Mucoromycota; Mucoromycetes; Mucorales; Mycotyphaceae
Exons: 2
Coding region: 9-1010 (333 amino acids)
Source: RefSeq, a predicted model, not a curated record
AUUGUAUUAUGCCCAGUACAGAUUCAAUUCCUUCGCCAAGCAGUGGUAACCGUAGUAAAUUCACAUCAUAUUGUCUACCUGAAAACAUUAUCAACCAUCAUACGAACAAUUGCUAUGAUGACGAUUCUUUUGCAAGAGAUCUAUUACAACAGUUCGACAAACGGAGAUCAUUGCUUCAUAUAGAGCUAGGAUUUCAAUCCUCACAGGAAUCGUCGCCAGAGCCAUCUAUUACUUUUUUUCCAGCACCACCUGUGAUAUCCACAGACGUUAGGGCACAAUCGUCGCCGCCCUUUUUAAGCAACGAUGAACAGAUAGGUCAACAACAAGACGAAGACCGUGCUAGUGAGGGAGGUGUAAGGAGACACAGUAGCACAGGCCGACGGAGCCGACAUUCAUCCAAAUCAAAAAAAGAAGCCGUACUUAAUGCUCAUAGCCAUAUUUCAAGUAGCAAUAAUAGCAACAACAAAGGCAGCCAUCAGAACACGACCAGUAUAUUACGUAAAUCAUCUGCUUAUUUAAAGUCAAAAUUUGACUUGUUAAAAAAAAAGCAACAGGAGCCACAGCCUGAACAAACAUUCCACGAUAGAAGCAUGAAGGACAAUCCUACGAAAACGACAAUGGCAAAAGUUUGCAUGCAGACGACUAUUACUAUUCCAUCCAAAAAGUCACAGCUCAAGAAGAACAAAAAAGAGAACCACACCCAUCAGCCACAACAGCAGGAAGAGACUCAUCAUGCCCAGCAGCUUCUACAACAAUUUCCUUUUACUUCGCUACCUACCAUAAACCAAUAUCCACCAAAGCCUUUAGUUUAUUCCUCUCCUAGUAUAGAACCUUCAGACCAAGAGCAGCAGCAGCAGCAGCAGCAGCGAACAUUAUUGCAUCGAAUUUCUAUGCCUUUACUCUCAUCCGAUCCAUUUAAGAAAACUACGUUGGUACGCCAUAAGAAUAAGUCUAUGACUUCGCUCAACAGUGCUUUUAAGAGACGAAGCAAAUCUAUCACAAAAGUAUAAAGGUGGGGUGCGGGUAUGGAGACUCGUCUAAAUGAAAGUGUUGGCUAAAGUAAAAAAAAAAAAAAAAAAAA